AUGGCCGCACUGCUGCUCGUCUCCCUCAUCCUCCUCUCACUCCUCUCUCUCUCCUCUUCCCUCCCCAACCAAGCCGUCCUCGACGCCGCCGAAAUCCUCUCGGAUUCAGGCUUCGUCUCUAUGGCUCUGACUCUCGAGCUCGUCUCGCAGUCCCUCGUCCCACAAUCCCCUUCUCUCACCAUCUUCGCUCCGCCAGACACCGCCUUCACCCGAUCGGGUCAGCCCUCCCUCUCUCUGCUCCAAAUCCACUUCUGCCCUCUCCCUCUGCCCCUCCAGACCCUCAAAGCCCUCCCCGCCGGCACCAAGAUCCCAACUUUGCUAUCUGGGCACUCUCUCAUCGUCACCACACCCUCCUCCGGCGCCCCAAUUUCACUCAACAACGUCAAGAUUACAUCCGCAGCGCCCCUUUACGAUGAUGGGUUUUUGAUCAUUUUCGGAGUUGAUAAAUUUUUCGACGCCAAUUUUCAGGUUCCCAUCCCAAUUCGGAGCCCCGUUCCAGAUCCGGUAUGUGGGUCUUCGACAUCGUCAUCGUCAGCGAACGUUACAACCACAAUUGGGUUUCCGGGUGCUUCUUGGUUUGAAGGAUCGAGUGCGGUUCUGAGGUCAAAUGGGUACAAUGUCAUGGCCUCGUUUCUUGAUUUACAGCUUGUGGGGUUCAAGAACCCGAAUUCGAUGACUGUCUUUGCUCCUCUUGACCAAGCAAUUGAGAACCCUCUGCAAUACCCUUCCAUCUUUCUCCGACAUGUCGUUCCCUGCCGGCUUUUGUGGAGCGAUUUGGUGAGUUUCAACGACGGGACUGUUUUGCCGACGUAUAUGGAGGGGUUUACUAUCACCAUCUCCAGGUCUGGUGACGUGUUGUUGCUUAAUGGAGUUCCGGUUUUCUUUGCGAACAUGUACUACAGCGACUCCUUGGUUGUUCAUGGUCUCCGUGAGAGUCUUGUAAUGCCAGAGACGCCAGAAGUUGCAGAUGAGUCUUCACCUGAGAGUGGAACCAACGAUGAAGUGCCUUUUGAUAAUACUGAGUUUUAA
Molecule: messenger RNA, 1029 nt
Organism: Prunus armeniaca (apricot)
Lineage: Eukaryota; Viridiplantae; Streptophyta; Magnoliopsida; Rosales; Rosaceae
Source: the annotation of a GenBank genome assembly